This is a messenger RNA of Papilio polytes (common Mormon), 1349 nucleotides long. RefSeq lists its product as uncharacterized. The transcript is spliced from 6 exons. The record is from RefSeq and is a predicted model, not a curated record. Bases 100 to 837 code for a protein of 245 amino acids. Lineage: Eukaryota; Metazoa; Arthropoda; Insecta; Lepidoptera; Papilionidae.
ACGUCUCCAACUUGGGUGUUAACUUCUCGCAUAAAAUGUUACGUACUAACAAAUACGAAUAACUACUUUGUGAUGUGUGGAUGGACAUAAUUAUUUCAUAUGCCUGUGUUUCAUAACAAAGCGGCGAUGUGGUCCCGCAAGCAGUCUGUCUGCAGCGCUUUAAGUGGAGUCUCCAAAGGCGACGAGCCUUUGGCAUCAGGGAUCAAAGUCUACCCAUUCGCUGUUGCUUUAAGAGUUAGAGUAUUACAGAUUGUCUGUGGCAUCGGUGGUCUGGUGGUUGGCGCGGUUGGAUGGUUGGAAGAAAAACAAAAACCAGCGCUAGGAUUAGGUGUGCCGGCGGGAGCUAUAACAGUUGUAGCAGCAACUACCUCAGUAUACUUCAGCCGCGGUUUCGGAGGUUGGAACUCCGCGAGAUCUCGGACGUCAAGGUCUUGGGGAGCGCCGUGGAGAGUUCUCGGACCUGCUCCCUGUGCUGCCGUGCCUCUAACUGCGUUGUGGACAGUCGCUAUAGCCGCGCAUAUAGCAAUGCUAGUGAUUUGUAUUAGAACACUAAUGAAUUUAGGUUGUAGCAGCACAACGUGCGUGGGCGUUGCCGUGGCACAGCUCGUGGUGUCAAUCAGCACAUUGGCCGCCACUGUGUAUAUGCUGCAAUUGGAUCUCAGGUUUGAUCCCGCCGUCACCCCACCAAGACCUUCAAACGCACAUAUCUGUACUGCAGUUUCUAUGGUGCCACUGACAUCAGUAGCAGCCAACAGCGGUAACAGUGGGGAUGGUGAAGCUGGUAGCCCUUUCGGGAAGGAUAAGAACCCACAGUCAACACAAAUAGAACCCACUUGAUAAGAUUUUAUAUAUUGACAUGCAACCCAAUAAUCAAUCCGUUGUUCAUCUCAGUUAGAGCGUGCGUACACUUGAAACUUUGCAAACUUCGCUUUGAUUCCUAUGAACUUAUAUUGAGGUGUUCACACUACUCCAUUUCAGUUGUGCAACUAAACAGUUGAAUUGGCUGCGAAACAAUCGACAAUCGCACAACAGUACAAUAGUUUAGUCAAAGAAGUGCGCCCGCUGUUCCACUUUAAUACCUAGCUUAAUAACAGUGAAUAGACUAAUAUAUGAUAUCGAUCUAACCGUUUUCGUACGCACUUUCUUAUUACGUAAUUAAAAAAAAAUCGGAUCAAUCUUACGGAUGAUUUAUUGGGUCAGACAUAGACAUAGAGAGAUAGGUAAUAUUUUUUUAAGAAUACUAAGAAUAAUGCUUCUUGAAUCGAAAACUUUUUUAAUCUUAACAGCACGAAUAUAACCGUCCAUUCUCAUAAUUGAAGAUAAAUCAGUGGCGAUGUCAACCUUUAGUU